This is a messenger RNA of Nannospalax galili (Upper Galilee mountains blind mole rat), 3756 nucleotides long. RefSeq names its product MLLT3 super elongation complex subunit (gene Mllt3). Gene Ontology annotation, cellular component: super elongation complex. The record is from RefSeq and is a predicted model, not a curated record. Lineage: Eukaryota; Metazoa; Chordata; Mammalia; Rodentia; Spalacidae. The transcript has 11 exons. Gene Ontology annotation, biological process: regulation of DNA-templated transcription. Bases 266 to 2011 code for a protein of 581 amino acids.
CUGCUGCUGCUGCUGCUCCUGCUGUUGCUGCUGCUGCUGCUACUGCUGCUGCUGCUGCUGUUGCUGCUUUUGCUUUUGGGGCUGAGUUUAAUAAGCCAACGAGCGCAGGCGGGGAGGGGGUGUGAAAGGCAGAGAAUGUCCGCCAUCUACCCUCUGCUCCCGGGCCCGCUCUCACUCAUAUCAGCCUCUUCAUGAAUUACAGCUGAAGGGGGGCGGGGGAGGGGGUUAGCACACAACACCCCGGCAAAUCUCCGGGUCCCCAGGCAUGGCUAGCUCGUGUGCCGUGCAGGUGAAGCUGGAGCUGGGGCACCGCGCCCAGGUGAGGAAGAAACCCACGGUGGAGGGCUUCACUCACGACUGGAUGGUGUUCGUGCGCGGCCCGGAGCACAGCAACAUCCAGCACUUUGUGGAGAAAGUCGUCUUCCACUUGCACGAAAGCUUUCCCAGGCCAAAAAGAGUGUGCAAAGAUCCACCUUACAAAGUAGAAGAAUCUGGGUAUGCUGGUUUCAUAUUGCCAAUUGAGGUGUAUUUUAAAAACAAGGAAGAACCUAAGAAAGUCCGCUUUGAUUAUGACUUAUUCCUGCAUCUUGAAGGCCAUCCUCCAGUGAAUCACCUCCGCUGUGAAAAGCUAACUUUCAACAACCCCACAGAGGAUUUUAGAAGAAAGUUGCUGAAGGCAGGAGGGGACCCUAACAGGAGCAUUCAUACCAGCAGCAGUAGCAGCAGCAGCAGCAGCAGCAGCAGCAGCAGCAGUAGUAGCAGCAGCAGCAGCAGCAGCAGCAGCAGCAGCAGCAGCAGCAGCAGUAGUAGUAGCAGCAGCAGCAGCAGCAGUAGCAGCAGCAGUAGCAGCAGCAGCAGCAGCAGCAGUAGUACCAGUUUUUCAAAGCCUCACAAAUUAAUGAAGGAGCACAAGGAAAAACCUUCUAAAGACUCCAGAGAACAUAAAAGUGCCUUCAAAGAACCUUCCAGGGAUCAUAACAAAUCUUCCAAAGAAUCCUCUAAGAAACCCAAAGAAAAUAAACCAGUGAAAGAAGAAAAAAUAGUUCCUAAGAUGGCCUUCAAGGAACCUAAACCCAUGUCAAAAGAGCCAAAAGCAGACAGUAACUUACUCACCAUCACCAGUGGACAGCAGGAUAAGAAGGCUCCCAGUAAAAGGCCCCCCAUUUCAGAGUCUGAAGAACUCUCAGCCAAAAAAAGGAAAAAGAGUAGCUCAGAGGCUUUAUUUAAAAGUUUUUCUAAUGCACCACCACUGAUACUCACUUGUUCUGCUGACAAAAAACAGAUAAAAGAUAAAUCUCAUGUCAAGAUGGGAAAGGUCAAAAUUGAGAGUGAAGCAUCGGAGAAGAAGAAGUCAACAUUACCACCAUUUGAUGAUAUUGUGGAUCCCAAUGACUCCGACGUGGAGGAGAACAUGUCCUCCAAAUCUGAUUCGGAACAACCCAGUCCUGCCAGCUCCAGCUCCAGCUCUAGCUCCAGCUUCACGCCGUCCCAGACCAGGCAACAAGGUCCUUUAAGGUCUAUCAUGAAAGAUCUGCAUUCAGACGACAAUGAGGAGGAAUCUGAUGAGGCAGAGGAUAAUGACAAUGACUCUGAAAUGGAGCGACCUAUAAAUAGAGGGGGCAGCCGAAGUCGCAGGGUCAGCUUGAGUGAUGGCAGUGAUAGUGAAAGCAGUUCUGCUUCUUCACCCCUACAUCAUGAACCUCCACCACCAUUAUUGAAAACUAACAACAACCAGAUUCUCGAAGUGAAAAGUCCAAUAAAGCAAAGCAAAUCUGAUAAGCAAAUAAAGAAUGGUGAAUGUGACAAGGCCUACCUAGAUGAGUUGGUAGAACUCCACAGAAGGUUAAUGACACUGAGAGAAAGACACAUUCUGCAGCAGAUUGUGAACCUUAUAGAAGAAACCGGACACUUUCAUAUCACAAAUACAACAUUUGAUUUUGAUCUUUGCUCACUGGACAAAACUACAGUUCGUAAAUUACAGAGUUACCUGGAAACAUCUGGAACAUCCUGAGGAAACAACCACUGGAUGCAUCAAAAACUACUUUUUUGGUUGUUUGUGACUUUUUGUUGUUGUUUAUAUGAAAACACUUGGAACAAUGCAACCAAAAGGGAAAAAAGAAAAAGCAAACAACCUUCAGCUUUAUUUUUCUUUAAAGCCAGUCAUCAUCUCUUGAUAAAGGAGCAGUUACGCAAACCAGCCUCAGUGGACCACUCUUCUCUCCGAGGAAAUCCCCAGGAAGAGUUAGCCUGGAUAGCCUUGAAAACAAACAAAGCAAACAACACAAGAAAACUUAAAGAAUGUGUAUGGUAUCGUGUAUCUUUCUGUGGUGGUUCAUUCCACAGGAUGAAUGCAUAUUCAACACACUGCCUUAUUACAUAACUGAUCUAUUUAUUAUCUCGUACAGAUAUUCUAAAGUUGUAAGGGAAUGACACCACCAGACAUUAGAAGUACUUGGUCCCAUGGAUGCUCUUUCAAUGCAGUGCCCUUGCCGUCCCAAGCCCAGUGACCUUACUCGUAUACCGUGCCACUUUCCACUAACUUUUUCCAAGUUCUUUAACUUGUUGCAGUCUGUGUUUUUCAACUUUUGUUUUACCAGUUCCAGGACACAGUUGUCAACUGGGGGACCAAAUAGCCACCUUGAUUUUCAUCUUUGCAGUCUUUUUCCCUAAAAGUUGGGGCCCAGUCCUUGGCUGUAUCCAUGUAAUGAUCUUGGACCAUGGUAGAAAAUGCACCAAAUAGCAUCAUAUGGAUUACUGUCUAGCCUUAGUCAAUAAACCUGUAGGACUUUUAACAAAAGUGUACCUGUAUUAUCCUCAAUCCAGCACUGUUGAGCUGUCAUCAACAUUCUUGUGUCUGUUUUACUGUUGCAAUAUUAGGUGAAUAGGGAAGUAAAGGCAUUCUGCAGGAUCAUCAGUUUAAAAAAGAGGAAUUCUGGGCCUGUUUUCUGAAGUAUUAUAGACACUCUUAAUUUGGAUAUAUUUAUUAGUGAGAGUUUGAGCUGUCUUCACCUGCCAGUGUGGCACUCAUCCACCCUCCCCCAAAAAACUCCAAAAGACCCCCCCCAAAAAAAAAUCCCCAGGAAUCGUAUUUUUGUUUGUUCUUGUGUGAUUCUCUUAGACUCUUAUCUUUGAAAAAUUAAAAUCUUUCUUUGGGAGAAAUUCUUGGUUAUUCUGCCAUGACAGACUAUGUAUUAACAUGUAGAUUCAGUGGUUUGGUGCCUGUUUGGUCUCUUGCUGAUGUUUUCGGAAGGAUUUCCUGUAAAGGUGGUUGGGAGGGGGGAGUUUUUGUUCAUGUUGUACCUUUGUUUUGAAACUAGAAAUUUGUUCUGUAGCAUGCAAAAGAAAGUGAAUUAUUUUUAAAAGGAAAAAAAAAAACCGAAGUACUUUUAGUGUCAUUAUUCUACAUACUCCAUAAAUGGAGGAAUUAAAAGUUAGAACAGUUCACCUUCCAAGUUUUACUAGAACUCAACUGAAAAGGAAAAAAAAAAGAGAAGAAGAAAUAUUUCUGGAUCCAAAGGUUUGUCACUGGAUCAGCCUUAAAGUCUCUACAUGUGCUAACAGCCCAGUGUCCCCACAUCUGUUCCCCAUGACAGAUACUGUCCAUUCAGAGCUUAACCAAUGUCUGUACAGAAAUGAUCUUUCCGGACCCAUUCUUUUGGGUAGUAAUGUAAAUGCAGAUCAAUAAUGGAACAAUUUCUGCAUUUUAAAAAGAUGUUUUUACACUGUUUCUAUCCAAAGAAACACUUUCUCUCUCUC